Jaculus jaculus (lesser Egyptian jerboa) is the source of this 2156-nucleotide messenger RNA. It is a transcript of the gene Fam114a1, whose product is annotated as family with sequence similarity 114 member A1. Bases 16 to 1749 code for a protein of 577 amino acids. Lineage: Eukaryota; Metazoa; Chordata; Mammalia; Rodentia; Dipodidae. The record is from RefSeq and is a predicted model, not a curated record. The transcript is spliced from 14 exons.
GUACACGUCACCGAAAUGCCUGGCAGACGUGUGGAGGCGUGUGCCCUUGUCAAGCUACGUAGAGCUGGGAACCUCACUCCAGAAGAUACUAAAAUGUCCGAUGACGCUGGUGACCUGUCAGCCCAGGGAGACAGAACAGACAACAACAGAAUUGCCGAGAUGGCCAAGAGUGACUCUCCGGCUGAAGUUGCAGACGCGCAGUGUGACCCAGCCACAACUUCCAAUGAGCCUGCGCCAGCCGACUCCACGGGAUAUUUGCAUGAGGACCCAGGCGGUCCGUGUCCAGAGACGGUCGCUGCCGAGCCUCUGGAACAGCCCAAGGACGCUGCGGCCGUAGAGACCCCCCUCAACGGAGAAGUGACCGGGGACCCCCUGGCUGAGUGUGUUGAUUCCGUCAGCCUUGAGGGAGAGGCCGGAUCAGAAAUACCCCUGAAAGAGCGCAGUGACCCGGCCUUGGAUCCCCCACCGCAGGGAGGAGGCUGGGCAGGCUGGGGCUCCUGGGGCAAAUCUCUCCUGUCGUCGGCAUCGGCUACCGUGGGUCACGGAUUGACAGCUGUCAAGGAAAAAGCAGGAGCCACCCUGCGGAUUCACAGCGUCAGUCCUGGCUCUCCUGAAGGGGCCCAACCCAGUUCUGAAAAUGAAGACACUGAAAUAACAGAUGUGGCUACAGAUCAGGGCCCUGAAGGAGGGCCCCCCACCUCGCCUCCAUCAGGGUCGCGGGGCAUGCUGUCAACCCUCACCAAUGUGGUUCAGAACACAGGCAAAAGCGUCUUAAGCGGAGGUCUUGAUGCUUUAGAGUUCAUCGGCAAGAAAACCAUGAAUGUCCUUGCAGAAAGUGAUCCUGGAUUUAAGCGGACCAAGACCCUGAUGGAGAGAACAGUUUCCUUAUCCCAGAUGCUGAGGGAGGCCAAGGAGAAGGAGAAGCAGAGGCUGGCGCAGCAGCUGACCGUGGAGAGGACCGCGCACUACGGCUUGCUGUUUGAUGAAUAUCAAGGUUUGUCUCAUCUGGAAGCCCUGGAGAUCCUGUCCAAUGAGAGCGAAAGCAAGGUUCAGUCAUUUUUAGCAUCACUGGAUGGAGAGAAGCUAGAACUCUUAAAAAAUGACCUAAUUUCUAUCAAAGACAUCUUUGCAGCCAAAGAAUUAGAGAGCGCCGAGAGUAAAGCAGAGCAAGGCCUAGAAGAGAAGGGGGAAGAAUUUGCCCGCAUGCUCACUGAGCUUCUCUUUGAAUUACACGUGGCUGCCACGCCUGACAAGCUCAAUAAGGCCAUGAAGAAGGCUCAUGACUGGGUGGAAGAGGAUCAAGCUGUAGCAGCUGUAAAUGUGGCCCAAGAGUCAGAGGAGGAAGCAAAGAAGGAAGAAAAGAGAACCAAGACCGUGGAGGAGGUCUGUAUGCUGUCCAUUGAAAGUCUGGCUGAAGUAACUGCUCGUUGCAUCGAGCAGCUUCAUAAAGUCGCAGAAUUAAUUCUUCACGGACAAGAAGAAGAAAAAUCUGCUCAGGACCAAGCAAAAGUUCUGAUCAAAUUAACUACAGCAAUGUGCAAUGAAGUAGCCUGUUUAUCAAAGAAGUUUAUAAAUUCUUUAACCACUGUUGGGAGCAACAAGAAGGCUGAGGUCCUUAACCCCAUGAUCAAUAGUGUGUUUUUAGAGGGCUGCAAUAGCACGGCAUAUGUGCAGGACGCCUUCCAGCUGCUUCUCCCCGUGCUGCAGGUUUCACAUAUCCAGGCGAGUUGUUUGAAGACGCAGCCGUGACCUUGACAGGCUCCAUCCAGCUCAGUGACAGGCCACAUUGCUCCGUUAUACACCAAUGAGUGGCGCGUCUUCAAUGCACCUGGCCGCACACACCUAUUGGAGAUCACUACAAGCAGUUUUGCACAAUUUUGAACAUACAAAGAGAGUCAUCAUGUCUCAGUGUAUAUGGUUGGCUUUUUUUUUUUUUUUUACGAAUAAUUGUGUUUUCCUGAUGUUAAUUUAAACUUACACAGGUUAUCCUGAACAUCCCCUUUAAUUUGCAAGUCAUUCACAAAUAUUCUUGUCUGGUUUCCUAGCCAAGCAUGUUAUAUUUAGAUGUUUAUAGGGAGACCCUAGAUUUUUGUAUCCCUUUCAAAUUUCUACCUUUGAAUACCCCACUCUUCUUAUAAAAUAUUUGCUUUCAACAA